This is a messenger RNA of Aspergillus vadensis CBS 113365, 290 nucleotides long. RefSeq lists its product as uncharacterized. The transcript has a single exon. The record is from RefSeq and is a predicted model, not a curated record. Lineage: Eukaryota; Fungi; Ascomycota; Eurotiomycetes; Eurotiales; Aspergillaceae. The coding region runs from base 52 to 246 and encodes 64 amino acids.
AGGAAACCGACAAGCCUACUAGGAGACUCGGUAAUCGAAGCUGUGUAUGGCAUGACACAUAACCGAUGCGCUGAAUUAAUUCGAGAUACGUACAUAUCUAAGGACAGUUCAAUCUGGAAAAAGGAUAUAAACCAACCAAAGGCAACCUCUAUCAAUGCAACAUACCAAAUAUUCUGGGGAGAAAUUGACCAGAUAUCAAAACGCGUCAAGAGGAACCAGUGUGUUCCCCAAUAUAGUAUGCAAUAAAGCUCAUCAACCCGGUCCUUCAUCAUGGGGUAGUUUCCAACAAC